Hymenoscyphus albidus is the source of this 671-nucleotide messenger RNA. The record is from the annotation of a GenBank genome assembly. Lineage: Eukaryota; Fungi; Ascomycota; Leotiomycetes; Helotiales; Helotiaceae.
AUGUCUUCCAUAUCCCACCUAACAAAUCUAUUCAGCCUCAAGCUGCAAUCUCGCUUCAGCUCAAAAGCAAAAUACCCCUCAAUAUUUGACGACAACUUUUCUCAGCGGGUGCAGAUUCCUCCACGCAGACGUCGCCCCCUGACGCCGUCGAUGAUGUCAAGAAUCCUUAAUAAACAACUACGAGACUUGAAAGGACUGAAAACGAGACUGAGAACAAAAGAACUUCGAGCGAGGAGAGAGUUUAUAGCGAGUGAGAGGGCGGAGAAGGUGCAGUUAGCUCCGCCGUAUAGGGGGAGUAGAUUGAAUCCUGAUUUUGAGGUUCGAAAAGAUGAACUUGGUAUUUGUUCCCCUUUUUGCUAUCCUUGUGCACCUUCUGAUCUUGGAAAAUGGUGGGAUGAAGGAAUAGACUCUUUUCUGACAAAUAUACAGAUGAAAAUCCAACUAUCAAGAAAUGGAAUGCGUUGCGUCUUAUAGUUUGCCGACGGUCAAAGAUCGCGUAUGAGAUCGAGAAGAAGACGGAGAAAUUGGAGAGACUUUCUAGAUAUAUUUUGGCAUACAGAAAGGCGCAGAAGAGGGGAGUGGGAAGUUUCAACGUGGAACUGUGGUGUGUUGCGGACAAGAAGAAAUUGGGUCGGAAGUGGAUGGAGAAUUCACCUUAUUUUUACGACUGA